Molecule: messenger RNA, 1071 nt
Organism: Ilyonectria robusta
Lineage: Eukaryota; Fungi; Ascomycota; Sordariomycetes; Hypocreales; Nectriaceae
Exons: 1
Coding region: 1-1071 (356 amino acids)
Source: RefSeq, a predicted model, not a curated record
AUGUCUAUACCAGCGCGUCAGGGUCAAUCACAAUCCGAUGAAUUACCAUUACCACCAUCCUGGUGGCCCCCAACAGGAUACACAAGAGAAGAAGCACUCUGGAAAUAUCGCACCGACAUGGAGGGUGCGCAUCGGGUCCAGGUUCGUGUGCGCGCCAUCAUAAACAGCUACAGAGCACCACUUGGAACUCCCGGCCCAAUUCCCGACAUGGAAGUAUCAGACGUACUUGAUUGCUGCAACAAGUCGGUGGCUGUCUAUGUGCCAUUACUCACUGGAGAAUACCCUAAUGAAAGAGCACUUCAUCCCCUCGUCCACAAUUACUUGUAUCAUCGGUGGUUUCGCCCGUACCAAAGCGAAAUCGAGCUGCAACGCUUCAUCUGCAAAACCAUCACACCGACAAAUUUACCACACGAGCCUUCACCUUCAGAGGCAACAAUUAAUAACUUCGCAUCGCUAAACGGAGCCACAUGUGCACACGUCAAGGAAAGACAUGGCAUCUACGACGAGCUAGUUUCCGCAGGCCAGCGCAUACACGAAUUGAGAUUUUACGGCGACCACAGACUGUAUAUGCUCCAGCCGCUAUUUCAAGCCCUGCUCAUUAUCGUUUGUGUCCGCAGCUACACCUUCCGCGAGGACUCUACAAACAUAGGCCAAUUUCCGGUGCUGCUAGUACGCACGGGUGUCGAACAAGGGCUAAGUGCUCCAAUCACGUUUCAAGGCUUGGCUGGCGCGGGAGGCAACUCGGACUCUGCCUACUACAUCAAGACGGCGCUUGAGACGGCGGUUGAUUUUGUCAUGGCCUUGGAGGCCCGGGAAGCGGCCGUAUUCGGCCUCCAGCCGGACCCUAAAGCUGCGUUCGAAAGCUGGAAAGAGAGCCUGAUAUGCGGGAUGGGACUAUAUGAAGAGGACUUGGGGGAUGAGCCGGUGAUUGGGCCUAGCUCCAAGUUUGUUGACGUCAACAAAUAUUCAACAUGGGGCGGACAUGGCAGGUGCCAGGAUAGGGCGGCGAAGAAGUAUGAAGAAUCGCUUCUGAGAUGGCAAAGGGAUGAGAUGAAAGGGGACUUAGACUGA